Messenger RNA from Serinus canaria (Common canary), 1047 nucleotides. RefSeq names its product cellular communication network factor 6 (gene CCN6). The coding region runs from base 1 to 1044 and encodes 347 amino acids. The transcript has 5 exons. Gene Ontology annotation, cellular component: extracellular region; extracellular matrix. Gene Ontology annotation, biological process: cell adhesion; signal transduction. The record is from RefSeq and is a predicted model, not a curated record. NCBI's taxonomy places the organism in Eukaryota, Metazoa, Chordata, Aves, Passeriformes, Fringillidae. Gene Ontology annotation, molecular function: integrin binding; heparin binding.
AUGCGGUGGCUCCUUGUUCCCACCAUCUUCAUCAUCCCUUAUACUCAACAGUUUUUCCACAGCCAACCAGAGCAGCCUGGAGAUAAACCUUCAGAAACUGGUGAAGUCCAGCGCAAGGAGGUUUGCCGCUGGCCGUGCCGCUGCCCGCCGGUGCCAGCCUGCACCCCCGGGGUCAGCCUGGUGAAGGAUGGCUGUGGCUGCUGUAAGGUCUGUGCCAAGCAGGCAGGAGAGCCCUGCAAUGAAGCAGAUGUCUGUGAUCCCCACAAAGGGCUCUACUGCGACUACUCAGAAGACGAGCCUAGGUAUGAAACAGGCGUGUGUGCAUAUCUGGUAGCUGUAGGAUGUGAGCUCAAUGGAGUUUAUUACACCAACGGGCAGACCUUUCAGCCCAACCGGCUUUAUAAGUGCCUGUGUGUCAGUGGUACAAUCGGAUGUACCCCUGCAUUCACACCAAGGUUAGCAGGAAGCCCCUGCGCCAGAGUCCCAGGCAGAAAGAAGCCAGGACAAUCCAUCUGUGGCCUGGGACAGCACAAGCAACUUCAGUCAACCAACUACAGACUGAUGUCAGCUUACAGAAGCUUACCACUAGUUUUGAAGAAAAAGUGCCUCAUACAGGCAACUCCCUGGACACCCUGUUCCAGGACCUGUGGCAUAGGGAUAUCCAGCAGAGUGACCAACGACAACAGAAAAUGUGAAAUGAAAAAAGAAAAGAGAUUAUGCUUCAUCCAGCCUUGUCUGACCAAUAUGUUGAAGAAAAUAAAGAUUCCAAAGGGAAAAACAUGUCAACCAACUUUCCAGCUUCCAACAGCAGAGAAGCUAAUUUUUUCUGGAUGCUCAACUACUCAAAGAUAUAAACUAACUUUCUGUGGAGUGUGCUUGGACAAGAGGUGCUGCAUUCCUAACAAGUCCAAAAUGAUCACUGUACAGUUUGAGUGUCCCAACGAAGGCUUCUUCAGGUGGAAGAUGAUGUGGAUAACAUCGUGUGUGUGUCAGAGGAUUUGCAGUGCUCCAGGAGAUAUAUUUUCCCAACUCAAACUCCUAUGACAA